Molecule: messenger RNA, 750 nt
Organism: Fonsecaea pedrosoi CBS 271.37
Lineage: Eukaryota; Fungi; Ascomycota; Eurotiomycetes; Chaetothyriales; Herpotrichiellaceae
Exons: 1
Coding region: 1-750 (249 amino acids)
Biological process (GO): protein dephosphorylation
Cellular component (GO): cytoplasm
Molecular function (GO): phosphatase activity; inositol diphosphate tetrakisphosphate diphosphatase activity
Source: RefSeq, a predicted model, not a curated record
AUGGAUGGUACCACGAACCUGACCGAUCUAGACGUGUCAUCAAGCUCCAAGACGCUCCAGCUGGACCAAUCUCAACCCCCGACUCCAGAUGGCACGGGACGCCCUGUCAACUUCCAAGUCAUUGCCCCUGGGCUCUACCGAUCGAGUUAUCCCCAGUACGCACAUUUUGACACCCUCGCCGAGCUGGGGCUGAAGACCAUUGUGACGCUGGUCUCGGGCACCAUCCCCGUCGACUAUCAGAUGUUUAUGACUUCGCAUGGCAUUACGCAUUACACCAUCCCCAUUCUCGCCAACAAGGACCCAGAAGUCUACACGCCAGAUACGGUCGUCUGCAAGGUGGUCGAACUUAUGCUGGACCGGGCCAACUACCCUAUGCUGAUCCACUGCAACAAAGGCAAGCACCGAAGCGGUUGCAUCACGGCCGCAUUCCGCAAGGUGACAGGAUGGACCCUGGAUGCUUGCCUGGAGGAAUACGAGUUGUAUUCCAAACCCAAGAGUCGCGAUUUGGACAAGGUGUUUAUUGCUCGCUUCGACCCAUCUCCGUUGAAGCAUCUCGCCAUCGACCGAGGAUACGUUGGUGGCGUCUAUCGACAACCCGUGCGUACCUCGACCAAAUCUUCCAUCUACACCAACAACACCCUGGAGACGGUUUAUACGACUCCUGACGAUCCAUCCCUCGAUUUCCACGAUCCCAUGCGGAAAGAACGUGACACCCUUGUGGUGCCGGUGAAGGUGGGGUUGUCCGACUAG